Messenger RNA from Etheostoma spectabile (orangethroat darter), 5087 nucleotides. RefSeq names its product cell adhesion molecule L1-like b (gene chl1b). Lineage: Eukaryota; Metazoa; Chordata; Actinopteri; Perciformes; Percidae. The coding region runs from base 466 to 4224 and encodes 1252 amino acids. Gene Ontology annotation, molecular function: cell-cell adhesion mediator activity. The record is from RefSeq and is a predicted model, not a curated record. The transcript has 33 exons. Gene Ontology annotation, cellular component: plasma membrane; axon. Gene Ontology annotation, biological process: brain development; cell-cell adhesion; axon guidance.
AGCUUGGGAAUAAUGUCACUGUUUAGGGGGCAGGGGAGCGCUUUAACCCGGUCACAACGUGGGGAGGUUGCUCACGUUUCUUUUUUUGCGUUGCCAUGGGGUUUUGUAAAACCUAUUGACUGCGAUAGGGUCCCUUCUUUUCUUUGAGUCUGUCUUUGUGGAGGAGGAGGAAAAAACCGCUAUUACUUUUUCUUACAGAGGCGGGGGGAGUGAUAGUAGCAUCCAAGGGAGGAGGGAGGUAGCCUACUCCGGUACAGACCAACUGCGAGGCGAAGCGGCGUUACGUGAACAGUGAAACCCUCCUGUCUCUUCCAGCGGUGGAGAAAAUUCAACUUUCUGAACGGCUGCCACGACAUGAGUUACAUCUGAAGGUACCGAAUCUUCAGCGCGCCAGAGAAAUGAACUAAGGACUGAGUAGGAGAGAGCACUCGUUUCUUGAGGACAUACAAGAUUCAAGGAGAAACCAUGAGGCUGCAGAGGAGCCCAGAAUUGGCCACCGUGCUGGGCUUGAUCACCUGUAUUUGUGUCUUUCAUACGACUACAGCCAUUGACAUCCCACUGGAAGUUUUAGGUCAUAUAAACAUUGAGCAGCUGCCCACCAUCACAGCUCAGUCGCCCAGCUCUCUCAUCGCCUUCCCUUUUGAUGAGAGCUUCCCCAUGAUGUGUGAAGCCAAAGGAAAUCCCGAGCCAGAAUUCAGAUGGACGAAGAAUGGCCAGGAAUUUGACCCCUCUCUAGACCCCCGGCUGAUGAAAGAGGAGAGUUCUGGGACCUUUGUGAUUCCCAAUAAUGGGAACCUUACAGAGUACCAGGGAAUCUAUCGCUGUUACGCCUCCAACAAACUGGGGACCGCCAUAUCGAAGGAGAUUGAGUUCAUUGUGCCCCAUGUUCCAAAGUUUCCUAAAGAAACACUUGAUCCUGUUGUGGUGGAGGAAGGUCAGCCUUUUACUUUAAAAUGUAAUCCACCUAAAGGAAUACCACCCCUCCAGAUCUACUGGAUGACUAUCAAUCUUCAGCACAUAGAACAGGAUGAGAGGGUGUCUAUGGGCUUGAACGGAGACCUUUACUUCUCUCACGCGGUGGACAAGGACAGCAGGAGAGACUACUGCUGCUUUGCCGCCUUCCCAAGAAUACGAACCAUCGUUCAGAAGACCGCCAUGUCUGUCAUCGUCAAGACAAAAAAAAGUGACAUGAGUCCUGAAAGUGCUAAUGCAAUCCUUGAAAGAAAACCCUCUCUUCUGACGCCCUCUACUGCCAGAUCAGAGACACAGCUGGUUAAAGGAGAGGACUUGAAAUUGGAGUGUAUUGCUGAAGGAUUUCCAACUCCACAGGUUGAGUGGGUGAAGAUGGGUCAUCAACUUCCCAUUAAAGCAAAAGUGGAGAAUCAUGGGAAAUUGUUGAUUGUGCCAAGAGUUGAACAGGAAGACAGUGGGAAGUACAUGUGCAAGGCAAAGAACGGACUUGGAGAAGCUGUCCAUUACUUCACCCUGAAAGUAGAAGAGCCUCCUGAGUGGGUGAUUGAGCCGGAGAGUCAGCUAAGUAUGAUCGGCUCAGACGUUCACAUCAAGUGUUCUGCCAGUGGGACUCCUCAGCCGACUAUAACAUGGAGAGUGAACGGUGAACUUCUGCAGGGGGCCCCUGCAGCAAACAGGAAGGUGUUUGAUGACACCAUAGUUUUACAUAACGCCAAAGCAUCUGACAGUGCGGUCUAUCAGUGUGAGGCCUCCAACAAACAUGGAACCCUUCUGUCAAAUGCAAACAUCAUGAUCAUGAAUCUAUCCCCCAUGAUUUUGACCAAGGAGGGGGAGGAUUAUACCGCUGUUGAGGGGAAGGGAGUGAUUAUGCACUGCAACGUCUUCAGCUCUCCUCCCUCUACUAUCACUUGGAGCAAAGACGACUCCUCUGAAUCCGUGGAGGGGCCGAGGCAUGCCAUUCACGAUAAUGGGUCGCUGGAGAUCUACAGCGUGGAGAAAGAAGACACAGGACAGUACACAUGUUUAGCUAAAAACACAGAGGGAUCGUCUGCCAUUGACGCUAUGCUCUAUGUGAAAGAUCCCACUAGAAUAGUCGUGGCCCAGGAGGACCUGCAGAUCCUAAUAGGCACCACGGCCCGGCUCUCAUGCCUCGCAGAGUACGACAAGUCCUUUAGCAAUGACUUUGAGCUCCUUUGGGAAAAAGAUGACAUGAAGAUAGCCCUCAACAACACUGAGAAUUCAAGAUACUUUGUGGAGGAGGGUAUUCUUCAAAUUAUCAAUGUAAGCCACAGGGACCAGGGUGUGUACACAUGUGUGGCACAAACUCCAGUGGACCGAGACACAGCCUCAGCACUGCUCAUGGUGUUAGAUGUCCCUGAUGCACCCGAGAACUUGGUACUGUCUGAACACAAGAGCAAAAGUGUGAAACUGAAAUGGAUCCCUGGGGACGAUCACAACAGCUCCACCACAGAGUUUAUUAUUGAAUACGAGGAAAGCCAGUGGGAGCCGGCAAACUGGAAGGAGCUGCUCCGAGUACCUGGGAACCACAACUCAGCCGUGCUUAAACUCCACGGCCACGUCGACUAUUGCUUCCGCGUGUCUGGUUUAAACGCUGUAGGGAGGGGUCUUCCCAGCAAGCCCACAGAAAGAUACAAAACCCCCCCAGCAGCUCCUGACAAGAACCCUGAAAAUAUCAAAAUCGAAGGUCAUUUACCACAUGAAAUGGAUAUCAACUGGGAGCCCUUGUUACCCAUUGAGCACAAUGGUCCCGGUUUGGAGUAUAAGGUGAGUUACAGGAGACAGGACGUGGAGGAGGACUGGAAGGAACACAUGGUGAAGAGACACUCGUUUGUGGUGAAGAAAACUCCCACCUUUGUGCCCUAUGAGAUCAAGAUCCAAGCCAGAAACCAUCAGGGCUGGGGCCCCGAGCCCAAGAUAGUGACCGGCUACUCAGGAGAGGACUCUUUCUUCUGGACUUGCCCCCAGGAAGUAUCCUCAGUUCCCUCUGCUGCACCUGAUGAUGUAGCUGUGGAGGUGAUGAACAGCUCAGUGGUCAAGGUUAGCUGGACGCGUGUACACAAGGACAAGUUACAUGGACAUCUGGGAGGCUACAGGAUAAACUGGUGGCGUCUGCGCAGUCUGGCGGCCUCAAAAAAAAGCCACGGAGAAAAACACACGCUAAAAUUCCCCGGGGACCAGUCCCACGCCAUGGUUCCAGGACUAAAACCCUUCUCUGAGUACAGCCUCAUCGUCAUGACCUUCAACGGGCGGGGCAACGGCCCUGGCAGCCCUCCCCUCAGCUUCAAAACCCCGGAGGGAGUCCCUGAGAAAAAUCCUGUUUUCAGGGUCACAGAUGUACAGAAACACACUGUCUCUCUGGUCUGGGCCCCGCCAUUGGAGCCUAAUGGGAUUCUCACCGGGUACCUCCUCGAGUAUCAGCUCAUCAACGACACAGAAGAAGUGGGGCCACUGCAGACAGUAGACAUCAGCAACCCCAACACCACCAAGUGGAACCUGCGUGACUUGGAGCCUGUGAGCAAAUACAAAUUUUACCUGCGCUCCUGCACCACGGUGGGCUGCGGGCCCGUUGUCAGCGAGGAGUGCACCACUACUCUAGAAACAACUUCCACUUUGACUUCCACCCUUGGCCUCAGCAAGUCAGCUUCCCCCUCACCUCCAAGCACUCCAAAGUCCCCAGUGACCAAACCCACUCGUUCCACCAUAGUCCCGGGCCUGUUGAAUUUUAGCUCAGCUGUUAGUGACAGCUUUGCGAAUAUCAGCUGGAUAUCUGGUGGAGAGCACACAGAGUUUUUUAUUGCAUAUAUGAACAACCGUGAGGGUCUCUGGAAGAUAUCAGAGGCCUUAAACACCUCUAAGACUUUCCACAUCAUUGAUGGGCUCGACCCCGGGACAGAGUACACUGUGCGCCUUAUUCCUAACAGCUGGGUUGAUAAUUCUAGCAUAUUUGAAGAUGUUAUCACGACCGCGUUUACAGGUCUGGCCAGCAUCCACGGAGGAAUAUCCACCAAGGGCUGGUUUAUCGGCCUGAUGUGUGCCAUCGCUCUCCUCACACUCAUUGUGUUGAUCGCCUGCUUUGUCAACAGAAACAAAGGAGGGAAGUAUUCCGUUAAAGAAAAAGAGGACCUUCACCCAGACGUGGAGUCCCAGGGCAUGAAUGACGACACAUUUUGUGAAUACAGCAUGCACGAGGUUCACAUGGAGCCUCACGCUUCUUCUGUUCAAGACAUUUGAUGGCCAGAGUAACUGGAAAUGACAGCGACGAGAAGCCGCUGAAGGGCAGCCAGCGCUCGCUGAGCAGAGAGAUCAAAGCCGGGGACAGCGGGGACAGCCUGGUGGACUACGGGGACGAGGACGUUCAGUUCAACGAGGACGGGUCCUUUAUCGGCGAGUAUGCGGGGCGGAAGGAGAAGAGGGUGUCCGCUGAGAUCAAAGCCACUAUUCAGACCCCGGCAUGAGGAGCCAAAACCGCCAUCCAUCUUCGCCUAGACAAGGUUUUCAUUAUAAACCUGCUGGGAGGAACAAAUGAAAGAGGAAACAGACAUUAUCCAUACCGAGCACAAGUUUUGUGUCAAAUGUAAUGCGUCAUUGCCAACUGCACACUGCCACCCUCAUCUUAUAAAGUUCUGUUUUGUCGGGUUGCAACAGAAUGGCCAUUACUAAAUACUGUGUAUAUAUAGUGUAUAUUGUAUGUGCGGAGUGUCUUUUUUUUAUAAUUAUUACACAAACAAUUUAGAGGGCUUGUAUUUUCUUUCUUUUUUAUCUCCAGUACUUCAACUGCAGUACUGUUUGUACAAAUGUCAGGAAAUGGCACUUUCCAUUAUACAUCAUUCUAUACAGCUUUGCCUGUGAUAUCAUCUUGGAACAGACCACAGAUAAGUGGGAAAAUCAAGUUGAUAUUGUUUUUUAAUUGGAGAAAAUAUUACUGACCUGUUAUAUUUGAAAUUGAUUAAUUAAAUAUGAGUAUAAAAGAGUACAAAGGUUGUUUAUUAACUUAUUUUUUCCCAGUGGUUUUACACCUGACAAAAUAACAAGGAAAUUGACAUAUCAUAAAUGGUGAUUGUUGAGUCAUGUAUCUCCCUGUGAUGUCAGAAGAA